Molecule: messenger RNA, 5747 nt
Organism: Scophthalmus maximus (turbot)
Lineage: Eukaryota; Metazoa; Chordata; Actinopteri; Pleuronectiformes; Scophthalmidae
Gene: snx27a
Product: sorting nexin 27a
Exons: 13
Coding region: 1-1692 (563 amino acids)
Biological process (GO): signal transduction; intracellular protein transport
Cellular component (GO): early endosome
Molecular function (GO): phosphatidylinositol-3-phosphate binding; protein binding
Source: RefSeq, a predicted model, not a curated record
AUGGCGGAUGCAGGAGACGACGAAACUCGGUCGGCUCACCCGUCGGCAUCCCGCAACGGUCCGGCUGUCGGCCCGUCGGCGGGCACCGCGGGCCAGGGCGCCACCACGGUCACGUCGGGUCCGCGGAUGGUGAGGAUCGUCAAGUCGGAGUCCGGAUACGGGUUCAACGUCCGCGGCCAAGUCAGUGAAGGGGGACAGCUGCGGAGCAUCAACGGAGAACUGUACGCACCUCUGCAGCACGUCAGCGCCGUGUUGCCCGGUGGCGCGGCGGACCGAGCCGGGAUAGCGAAGGGCGACCGGAUCCUCGAAGUUAACGGAGUGAGUGUGGAAGGUGCCACCCAUAAGCAGGUCGUGGACCUGAUCCGUGCAGGGGAGAAGGAGCUGGUUCUGGCCGUGCUCUCUGUUCCAGCUCAGGAGGCUGACGGAUUGGAAGGAGGAGAGGAUGUCCAACCUAACUAUGACUACAGCGACAAGCAGGCCGUGCCCAUUUCCAUUCCUACAUACAAGCAUGUGGAGCAGCACUCCGAGAGGUUUGUGGUGUACAAUGUGUAUAUGUCAGGUAGGCAGCUGUGUUCAAAGCGUUACCGGGAGUUUGCCAUCCUGCAGCAGAACCUAAAGAGGGAGUUUUCCAACUUCAACUUCCCAAAGCUUCCUGGGAAAUGGCCAUUCUCCCUCUCUGAACAGCAGCUGGAUGCUCGGCGUAGAGGCCUGGAGGAAUAUCUUGAGCGAGUUUGCUCUGUGCGGGUUAUCGGAGAGUGUGACAUCAUGCAGGAGUUUCUCUCUGAAUCAGAUGAGAACUACAAUGGAGUGACGGACGUAGAGCUGCGGAUAGCCCUUCCAGACAAGACAACCAUCUCUGUCCGAGUUCGCAAGAACAGCACCACAGACCAGGUGUAUCAGGCAUUAGUGAUGAAGGUGGGAAUGGACAGUAUUAUGGCGAGCUACUUUGCCCUUUUUGAAGUCAUCAACCAUUCGUUUGUACGGAAGCUGGCACCUAAUGAGUUCCCCCACAAGCUUUAUGUGCAGAACUACACGUCGGCGGUGCCGGGGACUUGCUUGGCGCUGCGCAAGUGGUUGUUCAGCCUCCAGGAGGAGGAGUUGCUCCGAGACAAUCCGCUGGCGCUGCACUACUGCUUUCACCAGGCAUUGGAUGAUGUGAAGAAGGGAUUCAUAAAAACGGAGGACAAAUCCUACCAGCUGCAGAAGCUGGCAGAGCAGCGCAAGAUGGCCACGUACCUGAGCCUGCUGCGAACGUGUGAGGGCUACAAUGAGGUGGUGUUCCCCCACUGCUCCUGCGACUCCAGAAGGAAGGGUCACGUCAUCACAGCAAUCGGCAUCCAUCACUUCAAGCUGCACGCCUGCACUGAGGAUGGCACGCUGGAGAACCAGGUGAUAGCUUUUGAGUGGGGGGAGAUGCAGCGAUGGGACACCGACGAGGAGGGGAUGGCUUUCUGCUUUGAGUACGCCAGAGGGGAGAAGAAACCUCGCUGGGUCAAGAUCUUCACUCCAUAUUUUAACUACAUGCACGAGUGCUUUGAGCGGGUCUUUUGUGAGCUCAAGUGGAGGAAACAGGUUGAGGAAGAGGCAUCUGACAAAGACAACAAAAACUGCAGUAACAGUGAGUUUCUACCUCCUCUGGAGACGCAGCAAAAGGGAUGGCGCCACCUAGGGGGCGAGAUUGCAACUUCCUAAAACCCUUGGUCAUCACUCGAACUAGAACUGGUCCACAUGCAUCAUUACAGCUACCCCAGAGAGCGCCCAUCGACAAACACAGAACUGAGUGAAAGACUGAGGCGGAUCCAUGCCCCCAAGAAACUGGAAGUGACCAAUUUGGGAAUUUGGAAUAGUCACACUUCAACAAACCCAGGGAUACACACAGCAAGAAGAGCAAUGAAGGAAAAUAAACAAAAGCCAGCUUUCAUUUCAUUUACUAGAUCGCCAUAGUAAUGUUUUCCUCCAUACAAUCGCCCUGUGAUGUGGCAGGACACAAAUUCUCGCCACUGGUUGAGAUGUAACGCAUAUCUACAGUGUGUGACUGGUCCGCGUGACCACACCGCUGCAGCAACAUCUGCUCGAAGCAACUUGACGAGGGAGCUGACACCUGGAGGGCGGAGGCCCAAACGCUCGGGUCUCCGACGCGAACAGCUCGGCCCCCAGGCCUUCGCUGUGCCCAUCGUCUGCUGAACUGAGCUGCAAGAGUGGAGAUGAAAAUAAGAAGCGAUACAGAAUAGAAAAACAGGGUUGUCACUGCAGUCAGUUUGUGAUAAAGAAAGCAAAGUCAUGCUUUACACUGAUGCUGGACAUUAACACAAAAAAAUGAUGUUUUCUAUCCGUGAGGUCAGAAUACAUAUUCUGUCGUCAGAAAACCUUUGGCGACACAAUUGUAAACGAAAAAAAACGUAACAAAUACUGAUGCAAGGGAACGCGUUUUUAAUUAUGUGUGCUUAACAAUAUCACUUCUGAUAGAAAUUGUGGAUAAAUGUAAUAAUUGGUUUCUUGAUCUAACACAAUGAAACACUAACUGAACAAGCCGCUCUUACUAAUCUCCAUUUACCGCGUCUUCUACUUGAAAAACCACAGCACUUGGCAGUCAAACCAUUAAUGUCAGUAUGGGUGUUUAUCCCGUUCGCAAGUGUUUUAUUGUGGUGAUUUAGCGGAGCUUGGAAGUUGAGAGCAAGAAGAGGCUCUCCUUCUUAGUUCUGUGCAGGAAUGAUCCCUCGAGCAAUGGGUUGACGGGCCAAAGCUCUGAUGAUUUUGAAAUGUCACAUGUUGGUGCGCAACAUUCUGAGUGACAGAUUGUGACUGUAAGGACGGGAGUGAGUUGUUGGAGUUUUUGAGCUGCUGUUGUGUCGAACAGACAGCAGGGAGCAGCAGAGUGUAAGACAGAUCUGGUUGUUGCGUUUUGAAGAAACGGAACUGUUCUUAAAGAGAGGUCCCUCGUGUGUGUGUGUGUGAUGGAGCGUAGAUGGUUCAUGGAGUUGUGUGGAGCAUACAGAGCAAUGCAGGCAGCUGUCUGCCUCUCAAAUAUUGACACAGUAUUAGUUGCGUUUGCAUGCACAAGACAUGAUUAUAUGACAGUUGUAUGAUUUACACCAAUUUUAGAUUCAAACACAACAUUUCAUUUUCUCCCUCACAGCGAUAAAGGUUUAUUUGCGUUUUACUAUUUCUUUCUUCGUAGAUGUUCAGUUUGAAAUAUUUUGCCUCACUUUCGGUGAGUAGAUAAAUAUCAUCUUAAUGCAGACUGUGUCCGCAACUGAUCUGCUUUCACCCAAAUGAGAUAGUUUUGUUUAUCCCAAUAAGGGUUAGUAGUUUAUCUCGGCCAAUUCAUCACCGACUCGUUCUUGUCCUUCACCUGCCUUUUCGGCAGCAAACGAAAACCUGAAACAGAGUGAUGUUUUUAUUCAUUCACCAUGAAUUGUAGAGCAGGUUUGUACAGGUCAGCUCCGCUUUCAGUUCAGUAAAAAGUGUAUUCCAUGCCUAAGGUUUAGUCCUAAUAAGCUGUCAGUCAGUUGUCUUGAAUCCGGCUCGUGUUUGUGCGUGCGUGCGUGUGUGCUGCGUUUUGUGCGUGUCCUCUACGUCUAUCAUUGACAUUGCUGAUGAGCUUUCAAGCUCCGAUUGGACGUGCCUGAUGAGCUGUCGGUGUGAGAGCCAGCAAAUGAAGAUGGGGUUUUCUGUCUAUGUGAGAGUGGAGAUGCCAGACAGAUGGAGACAAAUAGGAGGCGUUUCCUAUUGUCGAGCUAAUACGCUUUUUCAGCAUGACACACACACACACACACACACACACACACACACACACACACCCACACACACCCACACACCCGUCUCACUGUCACUCAGUGUUUGUGGUUUGACAAAAUUGUCAAGCUAUUUUGUAAUUCCUGUUGUCGCCUCUAAAGCCACAAGCAAUACUUACCCCUCUGUAGCGGCAUGAUGUAUGUUUAACACGCACACACCAGACGUAGGUAGAUUGAGAAAGAGACUGCGAUGUGCUGGGUGGUCAUUUUGACAGGCAAAGUAAUAGCCAAUGUAGAGAUGGAUGACAAGAAUUAAAGUUGUUCAACCAUGAUGAGGGUUUUUCCGGACAGAGGGAGAGUCACACAGAUUGUGUCAUUGUGUGGUGGCCUGUCCUGUCCUGUCGUGUCCUCUCUGCUCUUACUCUCUCCAGGUUGGUCUCCCAUCAUCACAGGGGGGAUGUGGUUGCCGUGGCAGCACCACGUUGGCUCAACGCGCUUAGCGUUCAUUUUAUUCCUGUCAGCCAACUGACUCACUCCUCCCAAUAAUGUAUUCAAAGCAGUGUUGUUGGUUGUUUUGUUUUUUACCGUUUGAUAUCUGUAGUACGUCCUUGUGGCUCAUGCUGCUGUGAAUAUGCUUUUAGAAAAGCUGCUGUUUUUUUUAUACUUUAGUUGUUCCGGCUUGUCUCGUCCGCACCAGGUGCCAUCUAUUGCGCAUUGUCAGUCACUGGCGGGUGUGCAUACCGUGAGUUGUCGUUCGUUUCGGCCAUGAGUGAGAUAAAUGUCAUAGUAACGGUGCUUAGGUGAAAGCCGAGAGAUGACGGGAUGUUGAGAAGCACGUCCUUGUACGGUUGGCCCGUGUUUGAUGGUUUUUUGUUCGUCAGUGUGCACUGCUGUGGCCGCCUGUGUUUGUGUUUGAAAUUCCGGACAGGCUGGGCUUGUGAGAGGAAGAUUAUUUACGAAAAAAGGAUGGAAUUUCACAUAGAGAUAAAAAAGAAUGUUGGCUGGUAAAGCAAACAUGGUGGCAGGAGAAGAUAUUAAAAAACAAUAAAGUAACUUAUCCAUGUUUGGACUGCACAUGAAACCUUGUGUUCAUCAAACUCACCACUGAAAUGCUCAUCUAAACGAUGAUGCAGUUGCUAUGGAAACACAUCGGUUUUCUGAGCCCCGUAUGUGCCAAAUCGGCACUGAUUUCCACGACACAAUUCAGUGGCAGAUAUCGUAUGAGAUUUUUUCCACAUAGUUCCAAUUCUACAGCAUUUCACAGGGCUCGGACUCUGGUGUUUGAGGUGGAAUUUAUGCUUUUUUGACACUGUCGGUUCGGUCAGAGCUGCUACGUUAGUCUCAUCUACAGCGGUUUUGUGUAGACUUGAUGUUUGUUGACCUCUGGAACGCACAUCCGGCUCGGAGGGCAUUAGCUGCUGGCUUUUCUCAUUUCAGCUGACGUGUCCUACCCAUGAUUAACAUGAAGGGUGGAUGUAAGUGCUGUUUAAAAAGUGUUAACCAUUUUGUAAUUACUUUCUCUCAAAUGCUUUGAAACACAGGGCUUUUCCGCGACAAAUGGGCAGUGACAUUAAUUAGAAAUCUAAGCCUUGUCUGUCUUCAGCAUAACCUGUAAAUAGCUGUUUUAAAAAGAAAGAAAAAAAGAUAAUAUCCUUUUGGACAAAAUGCACUGUUGUUUCUCCAACUCAAAACUUUUAUUUAUUUAAGCAGAAAACUAUAAAUAUUGGGGGAAAUUAUAGUGUACAUUGCUCGAGCCACCGUCAAAUCAUUAAUUUUGUGCGUGGGCAGCAGCUGUGUUGAGGAUUAACCGCACAGUGAAACGAACUGUUCAAAAGAGAAGCAGUGUUGCAUUUACUAAGUGUCGAAAGACCGAUUAACACCUGAUGCUGAACCCGGCGUCCACAUGGAGAGUUUUAUAUCUAAAAAAAAAACACACACACACACACAAGGUUUACUAACCAAUAUAAGAAAAAGGACAAAACGAUUUGAAAAUGUUGUGUAGAGUAAUAAAUU